AUGGACAAAAUGCUAUUCUCCUUCUUGAGACUCUGUUUUGUUCUACUUACGGUAUGGACAACUUGGGUUGCGGCCGAUUUUGCGCUGUAUGAAAACUAUGAUGAAGACGCCUUGAUUGCUGGGCUCGCUCUGAGUAGUACGUGUCUUGCAGCACUAAACACCACCGUCACUUGCAAUGAAACCGCUGUUGGCCUAUUAGGGCACGGGGCAGACAUCCAUUUCUGGACGACUACUGAUGUGAACAACCUCUGCACCACAGACUGUGUCUCGUCUCUGAGUUCCUGGAAGGAUAAUGUUGCAACAGUCUGUGCAGAAGAGACCACAAUCCAGGGCAAUGUCGUGGUCAAAGCGAGGGCGCUGCCACUGACUUUUACCUACAACUCUGAUCUCGUAUGCAUGCAGGACAGUUCAUCAAAUUGGUGUUUCUUGGACUCUCAGACAUGGCAAGGAAGUGACUAUAUUCGGUGGGAUCCAACAAUGUGCUUCACCAAUGGUGAUGAUAACAGCACAGUCGCGCUUCAAUGUGCCGAUCCUGAUUUUGAUAUCGGUGAUAUCAGUGAUGACAUGGCCGCUCUAACUAAUUUGUAUGACAAGGAAUUGUUCUGCAAUGAGUGUUUCUUGAAUCUGUAUCGGCAACGUCUCCUGGAUCCUUGGCUACCAGUUACCAAUUUCACGGAUUAUUUAAUCGAUCAGUUCGACCUUGUUCAAGCAAAUUGCUCAACAACGCUGCCUUAUAGCACUUCAGCCUCCACCUUAUACGUAGGGACGGCAACGGCUACUACAACCACCAGUGCAACGACGACAACAGACUCAACAACUACGGCGACUUGUCUGGGUCAAAUGGUGCAGCCACUGCAAAACUGGCUCACAUGCAAUGAUCUUUGCGAUACGUACAAUAUAUCAACGGGUGACGCUAGAGUUAUCACUGGGGAUUACGCCUGCUAUUUCAACCAGGCUACCUGUUUCCCCCUUCCAUGCGAGAUCGAUACGGUUUGGGACACACCAAGUUGUGACGAACUUGCUACGAGAUAUUCCAACUCGACUUACAGCGUAACCACUGCUCAAUUCCUCAGCUGGAACACCAAUGUCCAGGGCAGUUGUUCAGGAAUUGCUGCAGGGCAGCGUGCCCGACGAGAAAAAAGCGCCCCUGGAGGCACGUUUCCUAAACCCAACGCGACCAUCACGGCGCCCGGCGCGACCGGCGAGCCUACUUACUACACAGCAGCCACUGCGGCUUAUCCGACCCAAACUGGAACCAUCAGCGAGUGCGGCGACUACUAUCUCGUUGUAGCCGGUGACGACUGCGCUACCGUCGACCUGCGUUUCGGUCUGAACUAUACCCAGUUGCAAGAAUAUAACACGUACCUUGACGCCACCUGCAGCAACCUGUGGCUUAAUUACGACAUUUGCGUCGCCCCUGUUACCGCUCAGACAGUCUCAACGGACGUUGUGAUACUGAUAAUGGCGGCCCGUCUACAAAUGGAGAGUGUGGCCCGAAUUUUGCCGGAAACAAGACCUGCACUGGUACUCAGUUUGGAACUUGUUGUUCCAUAUCUGGUUAUUGUGGAAGCACCAGUGACUACUGUUCUGGGUCAAACUGCUAUAGCGGUGCUUCCAUAUCAGUCCUAG
Penicillium expansum is the source of this 1629-nucleotide messenger RNA. RefSeq lists its product as uncharacterized. The record is from RefSeq and is a predicted model, not a curated record. The transcript has 9 exons. NCBI's taxonomy places the organism in Eukaryota, Fungi, Ascomycota, Eurotiomycetes, Eurotiales, Aspergillaceae. The coding region runs from base 1 to 1629 and encodes 542 amino acids.